UCCCAUAGGGACAUGAACGCUGCAUUGCAUUCCGCAGCGCGGAGGGGUGGCCGUUUACUGGCAGUCGGCGAGAACAAAAAAAAUAUCAAAUUGGGGAAGAACCUGCGGAAAAAAAACACAUAAUUGUAUAGGAACACAGCGAGGAUUAAAACUUUGAUUGUGAGCGAUAGCUAUCCCAAUAAUCCAGCGUUUCAGUCAGCCUCCGCUCCCGGUCCAAGCCAGAGAUGACCACUGAGAAGACUAAAUACAGUCCCACUUCUCAGGGGGAUCCCUUUCCACCCUUUCCCCCUGGGCAGCCUGCAUUACCGACCACAUUUGACAUGAGCACGCCAGACCCAAAACUGCUUGGAGGCCCUGCUGCUGGUGGUCUCCCUUUCCCUCCACCGACUGCUUUUGGACCGGGUGUGCCUGGAGCUUUUGGGGUGGCCACGAACCCCCAUGGCGUCAGUCCGUCUUCUUUACCAUAUUCUCCACCAGGCCAGGGCUUUAAUGGCAACUUUGAUAAUGAUGUUUACCCUAACCAGGAGGAUCCGCCACCCUUCCAUGACAAUCAAGACUUUGAUUUUGGAUUAGAUAACAAGAGCAUAAGAAGAGCCUUUAUUCGAAAGGUAUUCUUGGUGUUAACUUCUCAACUGAUGGUGACAUUUGCCUUUGUGGCUGUUUUCACCUUCGUGAAAGAAGUCAAGGCAUUUCUCCUGGUGAACACCUGGACCUACUUGGUGUCCUAUGCUGUGUUUUUUGUGUCAGUUUGUGUGAUCAGCUGCUGUGGAAACCUUCGCCGAAGACAUCCUUGGAACCUGGUUGCACUGUCCAUCCUGACUCUCAGUAUGUCCUACAUGGUGGGAAUGAUCGCCAGCUUCCAUGAAACUGACUCUGUGAUCAUGGCAUUGGGCAUCACAGCAGUUGUGUGCUUUACAGUGGUCCUCUUCUCACUGCAGACCAAGUACGACUUCACUUCCUGUCACGGCGUGCUUUUCGUCUGUUUAAUUGUCCUGAUCUUCUUCGGCAUCCUCUGCAUCAUCAUCCGUGACAGAAUUCUGCACAUUGUGUAUGCUGGUCUGGGAGCAUUGCUCUUUACCUGUUUCUUGGCGGUUGACACGCAGCUGCUGCUUGGCAACAAGGAACUGGCCCUGAGUCCAGAAGAAUACGUCUUUGCUGCUCUUACCCUGUACACAGAUAUCAUCAACGUUUUCCUCUAUAUUCUUGCUAUCCUUGGAAGAGCAAGGGGGGGCUGACCAGGAGGAACUACUGAUAAAAAUUUAGAAAGACAUUGUUUUGAGUUCAUGUAUAAAAGUGAAUUCCCAUAAUCUUGAUUUUUAUUUUGUAUUGUAGUGUGCAGCGAUCACAUAGUUUAAGAUUUAUUUGCUUCACCCUGUGGAAAUGUUAUUUUUUAUGAUAUAGAUGUGUAUGUUGUAGUUAAGCGGUAUAUGUCCUAUGGCACAAAACUUCGUCUUGGUUUAGAGAAUUAUUUCUUAGGCCAUACGAAAAGUCCACUUACUUGCUUUUUCCCGAGCUUUCACCUGUAUCACACAGUCUUCAUCAACAGGAGGAGCUUCCUCAGUUUUCAUGGAGAUGAAUCUUUCUACAAGCAAGCACAGUAGCAGUUAAGAUUUCAUCCAUUGCAUCUUUAGGACAUCUCUUCCGGGUUGGCUUCUUCAGUGGAUGAAGACCUUGUAAUAUGGUUAAAAACACAAAAGCUAGUAAGUGGACCUUGAGUCGGGAUUGUUUUGUCAAACUACUAUUUCCACGGUAAAAGAUAACUUUUAAUAGUUAAAUAUAAAGUUUCUUUUCAAA
Xiphias gladius (swordfish) is the source of this 1794-nucleotide messenger RNA. It is a transcript of the gene grinab, whose product is annotated as glutamate receptor, ionotropic, N-methyl D-aspartate-associated protein 1b (glutamate binding). Gene Ontology annotation, biological process: negative regulation of apoptotic signaling pathway. NCBI's taxonomy places the organism in Eukaryota, Metazoa, Chordata, Actinopteri, Istiophoriformes, Xiphiidae. The transcript is spliced from 7 exons. The record is from RefSeq and is a predicted model, not a curated record. Gene Ontology annotation, cellular component: membrane; endoplasmic reticulum; Golgi apparatus. Bases 225 to 1235 code for a protein of 336 amino acids.